Molecule: messenger RNA, 1899 nt
Organism: Sinocyclocheilus anshuiensis
Lineage: Eukaryota; Metazoa; Chordata; Actinopteri; Cypriniformes; Cyprinidae
Product: SLAIN motif-containing protein 1-like
Exons: 7
Coding region: 130-1335 (401 amino acids)
Biological process (GO): microtubule nucleation; positive regulation of microtubule polymerization; cytoplasmic microtubule organization
Cellular component (GO): microtubule plus-end
Source: RefSeq, a predicted model, not a curated record
GUGUGUGUUGGGUGGAGAGAGUGUGACAGUCUCGUCUCUCAUUGGCUGAGCGUCUCUCGUGCGCUUUGGCGCCGCUGACCGCUCGCGCUCUUCCUCAGUGAUCUUCACCGGGCGUGUGUCGGUGUGCGGAUGGAGGCGGCGGUGCUGAAGCCGCGGAUGAUGGCGGAUGCUCGGGAGGUGCAGAAGCUGCAGGAGCUCGUGAGGAGACUGGAGCGGCAGAACGAGCAGCUGCGGACUCGCGCGAGCUCCCGCUGCAUCCCGAGCCUCGCGUGCCAGUAUUUCCCGCCGGACGAUCCGUUCCCGUAUUUCCAGCCGCAUCCCGCCGCGGAGGAUGAGGAUGAGGAUGAAGAGGAGCCGCGCGCGCUUCUGGACGAGCUGCUGCUGCUGGAGCUGGAGAGCGUGAGUCCGAGCGGAGAGUCUGACGAGACCUGGCUCUACGAGUCUCCCAGCUCUCGUCUGCGGUCCGGCGCCGGUCUGGACGCUCUGCAGUGGACUCGACAUGUUCUGGAUCAGCUGGACGCUGCCCAACACUCGCUCGGCCAAAGACUGGAGUCCGGGCGCGGUGUGGACUCCGUUACUCUGGGUUAUAGGCUGCAGGACCUCACGGAUGUCCAGGUGAUGGCCCGACUGCAGGAGGAGAGUUUGCGUCAGGACUAUGCCUCCUCCUCGUCUGUGAACCGUCGCAGCGCCAGCUUCUCCUUCCAGCGCAGUGAUUCGCACCUGGACGAAGACGAGGAGGAGGAUGAUGAAGAUUACGGUCAGUUACCGCCGCCACAGCCGCGUCUGAGUCGAGCCGGACCACUGCCGCAUUCACACACCUUCAGCAGCAUCAGGGACUGGACGCAGACGCAGACGCAGACGCAGACGCACUGCAGAGACACGCAGCCCGGCCUCAGCUGCAGCUCAGAUAAGCUGAGGAGGAGUAUGCCGAACCUGCUGCUGUCUGCGGCUCUGAGUCCAGCGCUGCGGCCGGCGUCCGUGAAGAGCAGCCAGAGCUUUGAGUCGUGUGGUGCUCUGACUCUGACGCAUCUCCAGAGCUGCAUUCCUGCUCCGGCGCAGCUGCAGAACCGCGUGCAGAGCCUCGGGAGCUUCUCGUCCUGUCAGCCGCUCAAAGCCACCGCGUACGUCAGUCCCACCAUCAAGAGCUCCUCCGUCAGUUUACAGAGUCUGUCGGUCAGCGGGAUCCCUAAAGCAGCCGCGUCUCAGAUUCCGUCUCGCAGCGGUCUCCCGCGGCCCGCGUCCUUCAUCACCAGCGGCUCCAGCCCUCGCAGCAAACUCACCGCACCCCUGCGCAGUGUGGCGCCGCUCAGCGCCCUGCGUGACGGGUGUUUCUGACGCGGCUCGGAGUGUCCUGCAGGUGUUCUUGAGGAGCAUCUGCCGGGCCUCCUCUCCUCCAGAGCAGACGCAGCUCUAUGCAGACACACACAUGCUGCUAAACCAGUCGGGCUGGAACUCAACAACUUGAAAUGGUUUGUACGAUUGCUUGAAGUUGGAAUAUGAUUUCAAAAGUUUUAACCAAAUUUCAACAGGUUUUUAACUAUUCACAGGUAUGAAAGACUUUAAUGUGAAUAUGUUUAUAUGAUUAAUAGUGCUUUUUAAUAACUUCUCACACUCUUAAUCACUGAUCUGUAUGGACCAAUUAUUGCACCAUUUGUAAACGUAUUAAUGUUUUGAUUAUAAUUGUUCCUGUUGUAUUAAUUUGAUGUUGCACUUUCACUGUUAAUGUUUAUUUUAUCGUUGCAGGAUGAUUUUUAAAGGCCACAGGUGUAGCACUGUAUUUAUUUGAAAGUUAUCUUCUCAUCUUGUUUUUUUUUAUUUAUUAUGUAAAAUAUAUUUAAAAGCGUUCUUCAUGUUUGCACAUUGUUUCUGUAAAUGCGCCACAGUUUUCUUCUUAAAUAU